AUGUUGUGUACAGGAGACUCGCUGGAAAGGCUCCAAGUUAAGGGAAUUAGGCGAUGGCUACAAGCUCAUCUACCACGGCACAUCAAAUCGCAAUGGCUGGGUAUCAUAUUGAACGAGUCAUUUAGAAACAGCGUCACAGUAGUGGAUCGCCUGAUAGCUGCAAAAGUAGACACAGGAGAAGUGGAAUUGCGAGUCGUCUUUGCUUAUGCGCCACAGGCGGGCUGUAUUGAAGAAGAGAAGGCAAGCUUUUGGGAGGAUCUGGAGCAGUACGUCCAGUCCCUGGAAGACGAAGAAGUACUUUUAAUCGGAGGAGACUUCAACGGACAUGUCGGUUCUCGGAAAGACGGAUUCGAGAGUUGUCAUGGUGGAUACGGCUAUGGAGCUCGUAACGACGACGGGUGGCGAACCCUGGAGUAUGCUGUUGCAAGUGACUUGAUCAUCGCUAACACGCAGUAUCGGAAAAGAAAAUCGCAUUUGAUCACGUACACCAGCGGCGGUCGUGAAACACAAAUAGAUUUCUGGAUGUUACGCCGACGAGAUCGCCGACUUCUGCAGGAUUCAAAAGUCAUCCCUACAGACCAUGUUGCUGCCCAACACGAUCUGCUCGUUAUGGACUUGAAAAUCUCCCGUCCAAGGAAGAGACAUCCGAGGACUGAAACACAGCGCAUCAAAUGGUGGAAUCUGAAGGAUCGAAAGGAGGUAUUUUUCGCGUCCGUGGCUCCAUCUACACUUCCCCACCCUACUCGUAGUGUGGAGGAAAUGUGGUCGUCUACUUCCAGCGUUAUACGCUUGAUCGAGGAAAACACUCGGAGAAAGACGACUCUAGGUAAGCCCAAGGUACAAAAGGCUACGUGGUUUCGGAACGAGGAAGUUUAG
Necator americanus (New World hookworm) is the source of this 876-nucleotide messenger RNA. RefSeq lists its product as uncharacterized. Gene Ontology annotation, cellular component: nucleus. The coding region runs from base 1 to 876 and encodes 291 amino acids. The transcript has a single exon. NCBI's taxonomy places the organism in Eukaryota, Metazoa, Nematoda, Chromadorea, Rhabditida, Ancylostomatidae. Gene Ontology annotation, biological process: chromatin remodeling. The record is from RefSeq and is a predicted model, not a curated record.